Molecule: messenger RNA, 1659 nt
Organism: Rhizopus microsporus ATCC 52813
Lineage: Eukaryota; Fungi; Mucoromycota; Mucoromycetes; Mucorales; Rhizopodaceae
Product: gamma-glutamyltranspeptidase
Exons: 11
Coding region: 1-1659 (552 amino acids)
Biological process (GO): glutathione catabolic process
Cellular component (GO): fungal-type vacuole; plasma membrane
Molecular function (GO): glutathione gamma-glutamate hydrolase
Source: RefSeq, a predicted model, not a curated record
AUGGCUAUUAUAUUGCUACUGGUGUUGUCCUUUUUACCGCUUCAUUGUUUCUUGGCCACUUUGUCUAUGAAAGGAACAAAAGGAGCGGUUGCAGUAGAGGCAGAACAGUGUUCUAAUAUUGGUGUUGAAACCUUGAAGAAGGGAGGAAAUGCAGUGGAUGCAGCUAUUGCCUCUACUUUAUGCAUUGGCGUCAUAGAUACCUUUGCUACAGGCAUUGGAGGAGGUGGAUUUAUGCUUAUUCGAUCACCUAACGGCACUUUUGAAUUUAUUGACUUUAGAGAAACAGCACCAGCUGGAGCUACGGAAGAUAUGUUUGUUAAAGAUCCUAUGUUGGCUCAACAUGGUGGCUUAUCUGUUGCAGUGCCAGGCGAACUGAGAGGACUAGAAUUAGCACAUAAAAGACAUGGAAAGUUACCCUGGCAUACUUUAUUCGAACCUUCCAUACUUAUGGCUCGUGAGGGAUUCAAGGUAACUCCACUUUUGGAGGCUAGGCUUUUGUCAGAGCAAGGCUGGAUGUCCAAUCUGACUGAAUGGACGGAUAUAUAUUACAAAAAUGGAAGACCAGCCAAAGCAGGGGAGAUCAUUAAAUCGCCCAGGUUGGCGGACACUCUAGAAUCAGUCGCUAAAUAUGGUGCAAAUGCCUUUUAUGAGGGUAAAAUAGCAGAAAGCUUAGUGGAAAAAAUACAGUCUUCGGGAGGUAUUGUGACACUGGAUGACUUUAAAGGAUACACACCCGUCAUAAGACCCACUAUCAGCACUUUCUAUAACGGUCGAAAGGUGAUAACGACCUCUGAGCCAACAAGUGGCCGUGUGUUAGUAAGCGUGCUAAAUCUGAUUGAAAGGUUCCAAUUCAAAGUAGAAGGCUUGACUGGAUUGAAUGUGCAUCGACUGGUUGAAGCACUCAAAUUUGGUGCUGCUUUUAGAACAGAAUUGGCUGACCCAGACUUUAUUGAUAACCAAGAUAGAAAAGACGAACUCGGCACAAAAGAUUACGCGGCCUCUAUCAGGCAAAAGAUAACCGAUGACAUGACGCAUGAUGUGCUCUAUUAUGAGCCCAAGUUUGAUAUCAUUGAGUCUCAUGGAACAAUGCACUUAUCAGUUAUAGAUGAGAAUGAUGGAGCCGUAGCUUUGACUUCUACAGUCAACCUUAUGUUUGGUUCUCACCUUCUUGAUGAAAGAACAGGUGUUGUGCUUAAUGACCAAAUGGACGAUUUUUCUAUACCUGGGACACCCAAUAAGUUUGGACUGUAUCCAAGCAAGUACAACUACAUUGCACCUAAAAAGAGACCGUUAUCAUCAAUCACUCCAACGAUUAUCGAAAGAGACGGUCUUCUCGAAAUGGUUUUGGGAGGUUCGGGAGGCUCGCUCAUACCAACAGUGACUUUAAGUGCUAUCAUUAAUGUUUUGGAAUAUGGUAAAGAUGUAUAUAGCGCAGUGGCUUCACCUCGUGUUCAUCAUCAGCUAAUGCCAAACAUGGUCAUUAUUGAACGCGGUUUUGACAAAAGAAUCGAAAAAGAGCUCAUCAAACGUAAUCACACAAUAUUCCGCCUACCUUCUAAAUACUGCGUAUCGGCAGUUCAGAUCGUCAAGCGAAAUGAAGAUGGCACAAUUGAAGCAGCAAGUGAUCCUCGUAAAAUGGGUUUAGCUGCUGCGUAUUAG